Molecule: messenger RNA, 1548 nt
Organism: Brettanomyces nanus
Lineage: Eukaryota; Fungi; Ascomycota; Pichiomycetes; Pichiales; Pichiaceae
Exons: 1
Coding region: 1-1548 (515 amino acids)
Biological process (GO): proteolysis
Molecular function (GO): metalloexopeptidase activity
Source: RefSeq, a predicted model, not a curated record
AUGAAACUUGCCUUACUCGUUUUGGCAUCCAUUGCCUCAGUAUCGACUGCCUUUCCUAUUUUCAACAUCAAUUGGGACAAAUUAUCUCAAGAGGUAUUGUCUGACUUGAGACCAGUCACUGGUUCUAGUCUACUCCCCCCCGAUCGUCCUGAAAUCGACUCUGAGUCAUUACAGGAUCUCAUUCUUGAAGAUUCUCUUAGAGAGAGAGCAAACACAUUGUUUUCUAUCGCUUCAUCUUCUAACAAAACAUGGGGCCAUCCUACUCGUGUAAUUGGCUCUAAAGGUCAUUGGAAAACCAUUGGCUAUAUCAAGAAGGAGAUCAAGAAGUUAGGCAAUUACUACAAUGUCACUGUUCAACCUUUCAAGGCCUUUUACGGUGAUGUUUUCUACUAUAAUGCCACAAUCAAUGGCACUUACUUGCCAGAAUUAGAUCCUAUGGAUAUGAGUCCUCCAACGCCUCAUAAAAAACCUGUUUCUGGUCCUUUACUUGCCGUAACAAACUAUGGAUGCCUUCUCGAUGAUUACCCCACUGAUUCUGAAGGCUCUAUUUUACUUAUUCGAAGAGGAAAUUGUUCUUUUGGUGAAAAGGCCAUAACCGCUGGUAAAUUGGGUGCCAAGGCCGCCAUUAUAUACAAUAAUGAGGACGGUUCUAUUCGGGGAACUCUAGGCGUUCCUCCCAAGGGAACUGCAGUGGCACCAUCUGUUGGUAUCUCCAAGACUUUAGGUGAAUAUUACCUUGGAUUAUUGGCCUCCGGAGAGCAUUUAGAAGGUUCGGUUGUUGUCGACUCAUUUGUUGGAAUCGUCAAGACAUUGAACGUUAUUGCUGAGACCGUAGAGGGUGACCCCAACAAUAUCGUUAUGCUAGGUGCUCAUUCAGACAGUGUGGCUGCCGGCCCCGGAAUUAACGAUGAUGGUUCAGGUACUCUGUCGCUAUUGGAAGUUGCCAAACAACUAACCAACUUUAAGGUUAAUAACAAGGUCCGUUUUGCCUGGUGGGCGGCUGAAGAAGAAGGAUUACUUGGCUCUAACAAUUAUGCUGAAACUUUGACCCCUGACGAAAAUCAGAAGAUCCGUGUCUUUAUGGACUACGAUAUGAUGGCUAGCCCUAACUAUGAGUACGAGGUAUAUGAUGCCAACGAUGUGGAUAAUCCAAAGGGUUCCGGAGAGUUGAAAAACUUGUAUAUUGAUUACUAUACUGAGCAUGGAUUGAACUAUACCUUGAUUCCAUUUGAUGGAAGAAGUGACUAUGUUGGAUUUAUCGAACAUCACAUUCCAGCAGGGGGUAUUGCUGCCGGCGCAGAGAAGAAAAAUGUGUUCAACGGUAAUGUUUUAGACCACUGUUACCAUCAGUACUGCGACAAUUUAGAUAAUUUGGCCUACGAUGCUUGGAUGAUCAAUACCAAGCUUAUUGCCCACUCUGUGGCCACCUAUGCUAAAUCGUUUGAAGGUUUCCCAGAAAGAGAGCCUUUGUCUGGUUUCUCCAAUUCUUUGAAUGCCGACUGCGUCCCAAAGACCUUCAGAUAUAGAGGUCCUUACAUGAUCGAUUAG